GUCGCGACCGCGCGAUGGUACGGACGUUUCUCGCGUGUCGCGAAGAAUCUCUCCGGAUGUCUCGCAUUCAGUCUCCCUUCCCUCAUCGUUGUCGUCAUUCACCGUCACGUAGAAUGACAGCGUGACAGCAUCGCGACGCUGAGGCGUUCUUUAUUUUUCUUUUAUUUCCCUCUUUUUUUUAUUUUUUUAUCGAUAUACUACCGAUUAUCGUUCAGUGCUAGAAGAGAAAGGAGAUCCCCCCCCCCCCCUCCCCUCCUCCUCUGCUGUUCUGUGCGACAUAGUGGCGAUCCGCGGAAAAUUGUCACUCGGGGCUGCAUCAACGCGCCCUUUCUCUUCUUCUCAUUCUCGGCUACGUCGCCUCGGACAUCAUUAUAUCAUGACAGACACGGCUCCAUCGAAGGCAUCGUAAUGCCGAAGGAAUCUUGUCCCGGGUUGCUAUUGACCCUGGUGUCGAUAUUCGUCGGACUGUGCGAGUCCAUCGCCGCCGGCGGCGCGACAUCCGGCGCCCAGCAGCCGCAGCCACAGCAUCCGGUCUGCAAGCCUGGCCUGGAGUUCUGGUCGGCCGAACGCGUCUCCUGCUGGCCGUGCACCCGAUGCGCCCCCGACUUUACCCUGAGCCAGUGCGCGGUAGACAAGGACGCGAUCUGCGGCUCGCUCGAGCUCGACUACGCGUCCGGGACGCCCAAAUGGCCGUCGGAGGCCGGCGAGGAGGCCUUCAUCGCCAAGUUCUGGCGGCUCCUCGAAACGAAAGAACGGGUUUCCUCAGUGGAAGCCGGUAAUCUCGACCAAGAUCGAGAUGACGACGAAGGCUCCGGCAACGAGAAGCCGGUCUACUCCAUCUCACGAGACUCCAAGACGACACAUGAUCCUCGGGAGAGGAGAAAAUCGGCUACCGAGGCCGAUCAAUUACCGUGGGAUUGGCAGACCGGCGCCUUGGUCCUCGCGGUAUGCGCCUGCAUAAUGUUCUUCCUAGUAGCGGGAUGCUCGGCUCUCGUCUACGCGAGGCAAUGGCGGCGAAUGAAGAGAAAUUUUGAACCAGCGGGUCUCGAAGAGAUCUCAGCCAGAUUGAACCUGAUGGUGAAGGCGGAGCUAGCCGAGCUGGUUGCAGGGGCGCCGAUGAAUCCAGGUGAUCCCGAAACCAGAUGUCAGUAUCUCGAGAAACUUUUAGACCGGAAACGGGAGACUCCGGUGGUGGCGACGGCAGCGGUGGCGACUGGCUGGCCGGAGGCGGCGGCCGGCAACUUGUACAUUGAGGAGGGGAGCACGAUGACGCCAACGAGGAGUAAGCGAUCGCGGAUCGCGCGGAUUCAGCGCAACAUCGAAACCAUUCUCAGUCACAAGACGAAUCAGGGCACCGAUUGACACAAUCGUCUAUUCAGCCUGACUGGGACUUGAGACUCUUUAGACUCGCUUGUGUGUACGUUGCGCUACGUUCUAUUAGCGCGAUUAUUACAAUUAAAUUCGCAUUAAAUGAGUAAACCGUAUAAGUUGAAAUUGACGACGGCAUGCGUAGAUUCCGUAAAUUCUCGAUAUAGGGGACGAAGGAUUAAUAUUUUUUAUACAUCUAUCGCGCUUUUGCUUUAAUAUAAACUCGUGAAAGAAUUUUCCAAAUGUUUUCACAUUGAGGUAAAAUCGGAAAAAAAUUAGAAAAUGUGUAUUUAAUAUAAUUCCUAUAGAUCUAUAUAUAUAUAUUAUUUGUAGUUUAUUCCAUAGAAAAAGAAUUGUCAAAAUCAGAAAUAAUUUCGUGGUAUGAGAUUUUGUCACUCGUCCUCAUAUACUUUUUUCUCUCUCGCAAAGGACAUAUAAUACACGAUAAAUCCGAAAGAACGAGAACAAUAGAAGUAUUUGAAUUGUACUGAAUUGUACGAAUAUUUUAUAAGAUAUUGUCAAGUGCAACAUAGCGUAAUUUAUUGUUACAAUCAGGCAACCGAAUAUUCCUAUUUUGUACCGGUUGCACCAAUGUUUAGUUAACUCGUGGUUAACUAAAUUUUUCAUCUCUAUAUAUGUAUGUUAUAUCUGGUAAUUAGACUCGGAAGUGAGGAAAAAAGUAUUAUUGAUUAAGAAUUGUUGAUUAUAAUUAUAGAUAAGCAGUAUCGAUUAAUUAAUUUUCGAAAUAUAUUCUGAUCUAUUUUUAGAUUAAAAAAAAUUUUUCGUCAAGUUCACUUUUUUGUCGUAACGGAUAUAUCAAAUUCAUUAAGAUAUUUUUAUUUAAUUCAAGCGCGAUCGAUUCAUUAUAAUUUAAUUUUUUCAGAAAUAAAUUUUUCCUUCCUCUCUCUAAUUUUAAUUAGUAAUAUAUUGUACAAUAUAUAUUGUUAAUGGUGCAACAAUCUGGACGUGCUUACAUCAUCCAGAGAAUGAUCAAUUAAGGAAGUCAACCUGAAAUAAUUAGUUAUCUAUCUCUCUAUAUAUAGGUAUAUCGUUGGUGCAAAAAGCCGGAAUUUUACUUUGUAUAAGAUAGUGCGACAAUUUGACGAAUAAAAGAGGAAUUUGUUCGCUGUUGCGUUCUAUUAGAUCUGAAACUCUUUUCUCUAUAUAUUUUUCUCUCUCCCUCCUUCGUUUUUUUCUGUUUCUGGCAAUUUAUCGUAAAAAGACGUUGCGGCCUCCUACCGUGUCCUGAAACUCGAGCGUAAUUCGAGUUACAAGCGACAUGUAGCCGGAGGACCCUAUUUAUUUUUUUAUCUUUUACUCUCUCUCUCUCUCUCUCUAAUAGUUUUAACACGACAAAUAUUGUAAUAUAAAGUGCUUCUGUAUCCAUACACGCAUGAUAACAGCAAUAAAAUAAGACUUUAAU
This is a messenger RNA of Formica exsecta, 2791 nucleotides long. It is a transcript of the gene wgn, whose product is annotated as tumor necrosis factor receptor superfamily member wengen. The record is from RefSeq and is a predicted model, not a curated record. NCBI's taxonomy places the organism in Eukaryota, Metazoa, Arthropoda, Insecta, Hymenoptera, Formicidae. The transcript is spliced from 5 exons. Gene Ontology annotation, molecular function: protein binding. The coding region runs from base 409 to 1362 and encodes 317 amino acids.